CAGUUCGCGACGACACACGCAAACGCACGCGGCGGCUCUCUCGAGAGGGGCGCGCACACCACUGUGCACCGUCGACGUUUUCGCCGCACGCGUUUUCCGCCGCCGCUUAAGUCGCACAUUACAUUUUGUUGUAACUCCUCCUGUGGUGCGUGAGCGUUUCCGUUUUUGAGCUUCCACCGCAAGCGCGCGAAGACCUCGUCUGUCCGUCCGUCGGUUCGAAAGUGGACGCGAGAUUUUUAUGUGAUCUUUUGGCGACGAGAUCCGUCCGACCGGAAGUAUAGUCGCCUUCGACACUAUGCGGCCGGCCGCGGCGUUUGGCAAACCGUUCACUUAUCUGGCGGCCUCGCCCGCCGCCGCCGACCACCGUCCGCCGCAGCAACAACUUCAAACGCCUGUGCCGGCGUCCGUUUUGCACACGUUUGCCGGCACUGGAGGCGGCCACAGUGGCGCCCCGACGCCACCGGUCAGGACGUCCACGGCUACAAUGCAGGGGACGACAGCGACAGCGACCGCCAAACAGAAACCACCUCCGGUGCCGCCCAGGGGUGAACAGACCAGACUGACCACGGUGCCGGCUAAGAGAUCUGCAGCAGCUGAACCGGUGUGCAAGAAACCGGAACCGGCGCCGGUGACCGCUCCAUCGCCGCCUCCUCCGCCGCCACCGCCGUCUCCACCACGUGCUGCUGUACCGGACGUAGACACUGAUCUCCUGCCGCCACCCCCACCACUCAUACUACCACCGGUGACCGCGGAACCGGACGAAGACUUGUCCGCUUCUGCGUUGAUCAGCAAGUUCGAAAGCGGAUGCGCAGUCAAACCGUCAGCGGUCAUCACCGGCACGACCGUUGACCAGAGGCUUCCCGUGGAAGUGGACUCGGGCACUUCCACGUUGGCCGAGAGCACGGACGACGAUGAUAACGACGACGACGAUGACGACGACGACGACGGCGAGGAUGAUGGUGCGGCGGACAUAUGGGUACGGACCAUCGAGUCACCGGUCAAGAACGUACACCCACAAAAGGUCCGACACCAUUCAGACAGCGCGAUAAAGGCGGUUUCGGUCACGUCCUCACCACCAGCCGAGAAACGUGGUAGCCUCCCGGCAGAUGUCGCCGUGCAAGACAAAAAGAGUUCACCGCCGCCGGCCAAAGACUCGGCCAGGUCUUCGUUCCGGUCAUCGGCCGGCAGCCGGUGCUCGUCGCCCGCACUGUUGGCCGUCAACAGUCAGCAGAACAAGCAGUCUUCGUCGGAUGGCAGGAAGAUCAGCGCGGCCGAGGCGCUUGGCGUAGUGGCCAAACCUUGUCCACGUAUACUGCCAUCGGCGGCGGCCACGCUUGAUGCGGCGUGCCGGCGCCAAUCGCUUGGUAACCUCACCGAGUCACGGUUCGGGACUCUGCUCUCCUCGUCCGUGCGGUCCUCGUGGGCCCCACCGUCGGGUGUUCAGACGGACGUCGAGUCGACACAGAGUGAACCGUCGUUCGACUACAGGCGCAAAAAGUUCACCAAACGGUGUUCGAGUGCGGAUGGCCGGAACCCAGUGCACCACCAUCAUCACCACCAUCACUAUCACACCAUGCAGUCAGGCGGUCGGGCCGCGGCCGCUCGGGAUCCGGACUUUGGUGCCAAGCGAGCGUUCAUCCAGGAGAAGCUACAGGCGGCCGGCACCAAGCAGCUGCAGAACGCCGGCAUCGUGCCAUCCGGGCUUCCGCCCACUCCGCCGCCGCCAUCAGCUUACCACAUGCAACUGCACAACGGCGGUUUGGGAGGCGUCGACUGCGGCAGACCACCCAGGUCAUCGUCGUGCAACUGUGGCCAGCACCAAGCCACGUCCAGGCCAAUGUUCAUCAACAAGCGGACCGCGUCUGCCGAGGAGCUGCUACCGCCGCCGGCCUCAGUCACCGUGGCCGAAGCGGACCAAUUCACGGCCGCGGGCCGCCCGGUUUCUGCGUCAUCGUCGUCGUCGUCCGGCGGCCGUGGUUCGUUCGGCCGGCCGCAGCGCGUUACGUUUGCUCUCGACCAGCACCAGCACCAGAUGUUUGCGGCGAGUCGGACAGCGGGCGGCACAGAGCUGACGUCGUCGUCGUCUUCGUCCUCGUCGUCAGCCGUCAAAAAACCAUUCAAGAGCAAUUUAAAAGUCAAAGACUCGGCCGCCGCGCCUGAACUGAAUAUGCUCGGCACCGGCGCCAUCAACACCAGACUGCCGCCUCAACACCCACACCCAUACGGACUGCCGUACAAGUUGCCGGCCGUCACCGCCGACGUUUUGCAGGGCAAAGGAAAUUCGGCUAUAAUGAAAUCCUUGCACAAGCCAAAGCAAUCGUCGUAUGGAGGUUCCCCGUCACCAGAUCUAAUGUUAAAAGAAGGAAAUCUCAGACGGAGUCGACCUCAGACAAGCGUGCACGACGGUUGUGCCACUCUCAACGGCGGGCUGGGACGGCACUCGUCUUCCGCAUCGUCGUCCGGCGUACACUCUGACGCGGCUGCCGAGACGGACAACACUCUCGUCUACAGAGAUGGCAUUCUGUUGUCCGGCCCGUUGUCCAGUCUGGUCCAGCACUUGGUACCCACCACUGAUUAUUACCCGGACCAAGCGUACCUGUUUGCGUUCAUUCUCAGCUCUCGGCUGUUCGUGAAGCCACACGAGCUGCUCGCCAAAGUCGUCGCCGUGUGUCAUGCCCAGCAAAGGCUCGGAGAUCCAGUGUCUGUCGCCCUAAACCCUCACCACAAGGAUCAGCUGUCACGGUUCGUGCCACGGUUGGUGCAACUGUUGGCCGAGUGGACGGACAAGUUUCCGUACGACUUCCGUGACGAACGGGUCAUGGCACACGUCAGGGAGAUCACGCAUCAGUGCGUGUCCGUCGAACCGGCCGUCCGGCACCAGGUCUCCGCGAUGCUUCAGACGCUGUUGCACCGGCUCACGGCCCUCGACAAGUACGAGACUUUCCUGCAGCAGACCGGCACCGAUGCCACAGUCGGAUCCGCUGAUGCUCUGUCACCGACGGACACGAUGGAAGUGUGUUCCAGUGCGUCUUUGCUGGGCCAACAACUCACUCUCGUCGAGCUCGAGAGGCUCUCUUUCAUCGGCCCCGAAGAGUUCGUUCAGGCGUUCGCGAAGGACAGUCCGCACAUCGAUUCUUCGUUCAAAGACAUGAAGAAAACCAAAAAUCUUGAGUCUUACGUUCACUGGUUCAACCGACUCAGCUACCUGGUGGCCUCCGAAAUAUGCAAACAUUCGAAAAAAAAGCAGCGAGUCAAGACCAUAGAGUUCUGGAUCGAAACAGCCCGGGAGUGUUUCAACGUGGGAAACUUCAAUUCACUUAUGGCCAUCAUCGCAGGUCUAAACAUGUCGCCGAUAAGCAGGCUCAAAAAGACGUGGCACAAGGUACAACAGUCUGCCAAAUUUACCAUACUAGAACAGUACAUGGACCCGUCGUCAAAUUUCAGCAGCUACCGGUCGACACUUAAGGCGGCUCUGUGGAGAAGCGCCGGCGCCACCGAUCAGCGACAGAGGGUUGUCAUACCGUUCUUCUCGUUGCUGGUCAAAGACAUUUACUUCCUCAACGAAGGAUGCCGAAACAGGCUCGACAAUGGCCACAUAAAUUUUGAAAAGUUUUGGCAACUGGCCAAGCAGGUGACGGAGUUCAUUACUUGGAAACAGGCGGCUUGCCCGUACGAGAAGAACGCCAAUCUGGUGUUGUUCCUCCUCACCACGCCAGUGCUCAACGAGAAAGCGCUCACAUUAUUGUCAUUCGAACGUGAACCGCCAGACAACAGCGUGGAAAAAGAACACUACAAAACCCUCAAGACUGCAUCGUAAUGUGCUGUAUUCUCAAUUUUUGGAUACACUUUUGGACUUUUAUUUUCCACUUCUUCUAAAGUCUGUUUUAAUUUAUUUUUAUUUUUUUUCAAAGCACAAAAAGGUGUAAAUGUUUUUAUUUUUAAGUUCUAUCUUAGCAUUGACGUUUAUUAUUAUUAUUAUCGCACUAAAGGCUUCCAUAUUAGUGUUGCAUUUUGAGACAAUGUAUAUUGUGUAUUUUUACGAAAAGUAAAAUGUUAAGGAAAAAUAAUUAUUGUGUAAAAUU
This is a messenger RNA of Myzus persicae (green peach aphid), 4082 nucleotides long. Its product is annotated as flocculation protein FLO11-like. The transcript has 12 exons. Gene Ontology annotation, cellular component: plasma membrane. Lineage: Eukaryota; Metazoa; Arthropoda; Insecta; Hemiptera; Aphididae. Gene Ontology annotation, biological process: Ras protein signal transduction; positive regulation of GTPase activity. Bases 296 to 3817 code for a protein of 1173 amino acids. Gene Ontology annotation, molecular function: guanyl-nucleotide exchange factor activity. The record is from RefSeq and is a predicted model, not a curated record.